This is a messenger RNA of Akanthomyces muscarius, 369 nucleotides long. RefSeq lists its product as uncharacterized. Bases 1 to 369 code for a protein of 122 amino acids. The transcript is spliced from 3 exons. Lineage: Eukaryota; Fungi; Ascomycota; Sordariomycetes; Hypocreales; Cordycipitaceae. The record is from RefSeq and is a predicted model, not a curated record.
AUGAGCCCUGCUGACGACCGCACCUUUGGCGUACGAGAUGCCGUGGCAAGCAGCGAGGGCCGCACCCGCAACGCAGCCAGCCAUGUCAUACAGGAGGCGAUCAACCUCGUCGCCGAAGCUCACAGGCUCUCAGCAGCCUCUCCACCCUUUGUAAAACUGGCAGCCCAAUUACGAGGCGGCUGGGCGGAUGCAGGUCUUGUUUUCUGGCCUCUCGUCAUGACCCAUGACGGCUCGGCAUGGACACGACCUCAGCGUCGCAAGCACGCCCUGAUUGAAGAAUUCGUGCUUGGGCUAGCACAGCACCGCUCAGCACACGGCGCUGUACCUCUCAUGUUCAGGAGAAGCGAGGAUUGCGAGAAUGCAAUGUGA